Molecule: messenger RNA, 2745 nt
Organism: Xyrauchen texanus (razorback sucker)
Lineage: Eukaryota; Metazoa; Chordata; Actinopteri; Cypriniformes; Catostomidae
Product: Bardet-Biedl syndrome 7 protein homolog
Exons: 20
Biological process (GO): intracellular protein localization; non-motile cilium assembly; intracellular transport
Cellular component (GO): axoneme; membrane; ciliary basal body
Molecular function (GO): protein binding
Source: RefSeq, a predicted model, not a curated record
AACAUGGCGCUGCGGAGGAAACGUGUUAGCUGCGUACAUAAAAUAUUUAGCUGCUGUUGUAGUUUUUUAUUAUAUUCGUCCGCGAAUCGAAACAUACGUAUGUGUUUGAAUAGUCGUUAAAUGUUCUGUUAGAUAUUAACAUUUUAACGCGGCGAAAUUCAACCUCAAACUAACUAAUCCCCAGGAUUAUCCAGUCUGCUGUGAGGACGAACAGGGACCACUGUGCUAAAUGUCGACUGGAGAAGCUUGAAAUAUAUAUUUCCGUGUCGUUAAAAGGAAGUAAUAGUGUGGAGUAUGAAUUACAGAAAGCUAUAUUGGAGCGUCCUCAAACAGCACGAACACUAAAAAGAAAGCACAGGCUACCAGUUAUAAUUCAGUAAGAACUGUGAGCAGGUUUUUCCAACAAAACGAGAUGGAAUUAAAUUUAAACCAUGUGGAUUAUCUCCAGGUUGGAGUGACAUCUCAAAAAACCAUGAAACUCCUCCCUUCUGUGGGACAAAAAGCUACUCAAAAGGUGGCUGUUGCAGACCAUGAUGUUGUUGUGACCUGUUUUGGGAUGAAAAAAGGGAAGGUUGUGCCUGUUUUCAAAUCGCUCCCAUUACAGAAGAUCUCCAGACUUGAGCUUGGAGGGACUUUGGGGACCCCACAGGAAAAGAUUUUUGUUUGCUCUGGCUCUGAAGUGAGGGGAUACACCAAAAAGGGCAAACAGUUCCUUACGUUUGAGGCCAACUUAACAGAGAGCAUUAGUGCCAUGCAUGUUUCAGGGGCAGAUUUGUUUGUGUGUGCGAGCUACAUUUAUAACCAUUACUGUGACUGCAAAGAUCAGGACUAUUACCUGUCAGGAGACAAGAUUAAUGAUGUUCUGUGUUUACCUGUGGAGACAGUGGGCCACACUGUGCCCAUCCUGGCCUGCCAGGACAGGGUACUUCGUGUACUGCAGGGAUCUGAUCUUCUGUUUGAUGUGGAAGUUCCUGGACCUCCAACAGUUCUUGAGCUUCACAACAGAGAUGGAGGAAAGGGUGGUGAGGAGGUUCUGUAUGGAACAGCUGAUGGGAAACUGGGUCUUGUGCAGAUAACCAAAUCUGGACCAGUCACAAGUUGGGAACUGGAUAAUGAGAAGAAAAAAGGAGGUGUGCUAUGUAUCGAUACCUUUGACAUUGUUGGUGAUGGUGUAAAGGACAUCCUGGUGGGAAGGGAUGAUGGGACUGUGGAGAUCUAUGUGUUGGACAGCUCAAAUGAACCAACACUACGCUUUGAGAAUGUUUUGUCUGAGAGUGUCACAUCGAUUCAGGGUGGCUGCAUUGGAAAAGAGAUGUACGAUGAAGUUCUUACAACAACAUACACAGGAUGGGUGUCAGGUCUCACCUCAGAGCCUCAGCAGGUGGUAGCAGGCCCGGGGGAUGAGAUGAAGAUGAGCAGAUAGACCCAGGGGAAAUUGGCCACACUCAGCAUGGUUUGCUUAUUCUUGUGUAUUUUCGGGGCUGAGUUGGAGCAGUUGCAGGUGAAGGUUUUACAGGGCAGAGAAAAAUACCAGCAAAGCUCGCAGUCCAGCACAGCUGUGUCUGUUGUACCAGUCUUUAGCAUUAAUGACAAGUUCACACUGUGCCAGGAUGAUGCCAGCUAUAGCCUCACACUAGAAGUGCAGACUGCUAUUGACAACCUCUUGCUACAGAGUGAUGUUCCCAUGGACCUGCUGGAUGUUGAUAAGAAUUCAGCAGUGGUUAGUUUCAGUGAAUGUGAUUCAGAGUCUAACGGGAACUUCCUCCUUGCCAGCUACAGAUGCCAAGCAAAUACCACAAGGCUGGAAUUGAAGGUGAGAUCUAUAGAGGGUCAGUAUGGCACCCUUCAAGCUUAUGUGACACCAAGGCUUCAGCCUAAAACCUGCCAAGUUCGACAGUACCAGAUCAAACCGCUCUCGCUCCACCAGAGAACACACACAAUUGACCAGGAGCAGCCUAUGAACUCCCUGAGGCUGAUGGGACAGUUCAGUUUUGCAGAGAUCCGUUCGUGGGUUGUGUUCUGUCUGCCUGAGGUCCCAGACAAAACACCAGCAGGAGAAAGCAUCACCUUUUAUUUUCAAAACACUUUCUUGGGCACCCAGCUAGAAGCCACCUAUUGUAAAGGUGAGGCAAACUUCUAUUCAGACAACAUUUCUACCAUAUCCAUAUUGAAGGAUGUCUUGUCCAAAGAGGCCACUAAACGAAAAAUCAACCUGAAAACAUCCUACGAUGUGAAUGAAGAUUCUGUGAGCCAUACACUUCAGAUGAUUCAUCCAAAGCUGGAGAAUCAGCUGAUUUUGGCCAAAAAGGUUCAGCUUAUUGAUGCUUUAAAGGAGCUGCAGGUUCAUGAAGGGAAUGCAGAUUUUCUGAUCCCAGAGUAUCGCAGUAUACUAGAUGAUUCAGCUCAACUCUUAGAAGAAUAUAAGAAACAACCCGCUCACUUAGAAAGAUUGUAUGGUAUGAUCAUUGAUCUUUUCAUCGACAAGUUCAAAUUUAAAGGACAAAAUGUCAAAACAAAAGUUUCACAGCUGCUUGCAAUUUUGAACAACUAUGAACUUGAGUCCUUAAUGGAAUUUUUCAGUGAAGCUUAAAGCGACAACAAACUGAAUGUAUCUGCUGAAUUCCGUCUGGCUAAGCGGGAACGUGAUCGUGGUCGAGCGAAAACUAGAGUGAACAUCGGCAGGGCAUUUGAUUCCUGGAGGGACCUUCGUUUGUUUUUGGGGAUCAAAACCGACCCUGAAAUGCU